Ictalurus punctatus (channel catfish) is the source of this 3195-nucleotide messenger RNA. RefSeq names its product adenosylmethionine decarboxylase 1 (gene amd1). Gene Ontology annotation, cellular component: cytosol. Lineage: Eukaryota; Metazoa; Chordata; Actinopteri; Siluriformes; Ictaluridae. The transcript is spliced from 9 exons. Gene Ontology annotation, molecular function: adenosylmethionine decarboxylase activity. Bases 259 to 1287 code for a protein of 342 amino acids. The record is from RefSeq and is a predicted model, not a curated record. Gene Ontology annotation, biological process: spermine biosynthetic process; spermidine biosynthetic process.
GUGCAAACUGUGCUUUACACAGUAUGGCCGGCGAUAUUAGCUAGCAUUCGCUCACGGUUAUUCUCUGUAAAAGGGGAAAAGUCGGUGAAAAGACGUUAAAAAAAAGAAAACAUCCAACUAACAGAAACGACACCAGGGCCCAAGAUUCAAGGACUGUGCUUUGUUUAACAUCUUGUAAGCUUUGAGAAGGCAAAGGACUUGAUUUGGAGCCGAAAUCAAAAAAAAAAAAUUGAUUUCUGGUCUGUUUGUUGUGUCACGAUGGAGGAGAACAGUGCGCAUUUCUUCGAGGGGACCGAAAAGCUGCUGGAGGUUUGGUUCUCCCGGCAGGACGACAGCAAAGGUACAGGGGACCUACGAAGCAUCCCGAGGUUUGAGUGGGACAAACUUCUGGAGAAUGUGCAUUGUUUGAUCAUAAGUGUGACAAAGACUGACAAGCAGGAAGCUUAUAUACUCAGCGAGAGUAGCAUGUUUGUCUCCAAGAGACGUUUCAUUUUGAAGACAUGCGGAACCACCCUCUUACUGCAAGCGCUGGUGCCCCUGCUGCAGCUGGCGCGCGAGUACUGCGGCUUUGACGCCAUCGAGAACUUCUUCUACUCUCGUAAGAACUUCAUGAAGCCCGCCCAUCAGGAGUUCCCUCACCGAAACUUUGAGGAGGAAGUGGGAUUUCUCAGCCAGAUCUUCCCAAGUACGCUUCACCACAAUCUCAAUGGAGCAGCAUACUGUAUGGGACGUCUGAACUGUGACUGCUGGUACUUGUUUACUCUGGAGCUGCCGGAGUACUGGGAGAACAAGCAGGCGGACCAGACGCUGGAGGUUCUGAUGAGUGAUCUCGACCCAGCCGUGAUGGACCAGUUCUACACGAAAGACGGUGUUUCCGCUAAUGAUGUCACUCGUAUGAGUGGAAUUCGUGACCUGAUUCCAGGUUCUGUGAUCGACGCCACAAUGUUCAACCCUUGUGGAUACUCCAUGAAUGGAAUGAAAACGGAUGGAACUUACUGGACGAUUCACAUCACCCCUGAGCCGGAGUUUUCGUACGUUAGUUUCGAAACCAACCUCUCCCAGACGUCCUACGACGACCUCAUCCGGAAAGUCGUGGACAUCUUCAAGCCAGGGAAAUUUGUGACUACGCUUUUUGUUAAUCAGAGCUCCAAGUGUCGCAGCGUGUUCUCGUCUGCGCAGAAACUUGACGGCUACAGGCGCCUGGAUCGCCAGCUGGCCCACUUCAACGACUACAACUUCGUCUUUACCAGUUACGCUAAGAAGCCCCAGCAGAGCCAGCAGAGCUGAAGAUGAGGAAGCGCAGAAAGAAAGCAGCCCGAGCCCCAAGGCUCCGCUGCUGCUGUUGCUCGGAGUUUCGUCACUGUAGCCGUAUCGCGAGUUUAUCCCGUAAACGUCCUCGUACCCGAUCCGUAGAUAUGUCGCAUGAAAGCUCUCGUCGUGUCCGUGUAGAUAUUCUAGCUCACUCUUGCUGUGAUCUUGAAGUGCAUGUAGAGUUGAGGAGCCUCCCCUUCCUCCAGGUGUCCCCCCUCAUCCUCCACAGACAGGGUUUCCGCGCCCACUAAGCAGGGACCCUGGCAUGCUCAGAUCCGUCUUCAGCAGCGUGGCGUCGCGUCUCUGAUUUCAAAACUCGAACCAAACCUCACAAUAAAUACCUCGCCUGAUAAAUACGUGAUUCUCACGAUGCCUUUUCACUGAAAGUGCACAAUCAAACGCGCCUUUGGGGGAGGGGUAAAUGUAUACAAUAAUUGCACUUUAAAAUGAGCACCAAAGCGUCUUGUUUAAGCACUAAUAUAAAAAUAAAUAAAUAACUUCCACCUUUUGUUGCUCAUGGCUUUUUAAAAAAAAUAUAUAUAUAUAUUAAAAAAAAAAAAUUCCACGCCCCUGAACGGGGGAGAAAAAAUCCAGUGAAUGUAGAAGGGCCAUGAAUGUAGGCGUGUGUGAGGAGCCAUUACGCAUGUGCGUGAAUGCCUCCUCUUUUGUUUUGCCUUCAUUGUUCAGGACCUCUCCUGCCCUCUGAGCAGGCCAUCCUGGUGCCUGUUCCCCAGUGAAGCGCUUUUCCCUCCCUCCCAAAUCACUUCCUAAACAAUACACAGCCCUGGUAAGCGCAUACAAUAGAUGUGCAUGGAUCUGAGCAUGUCAGGGUUCUCCCAGAUCAUUCCACACUUAACAGUUGCAUCAACUACUGUCUUUUUUUUUUUUUUUUUUUUUUUUUUUUUUUUGGGUUUAUUAAUUCUAGUCUGCACUACACGUGUAGGGGUUUGUUUUGGAUUCUUUCUCAAAUCAAAAACCUUUCCCAGGGAGUGGUCAGAGCUGCUGAAUUGUUUGUUUUUGAGGACUCUAUUUCCCCGUUCGGCACGCCGGCGAAUCUCACGAAGCCUCUCCGGCCAGAGAGCGUGACCGUCUCGUACUGCUGCCGGACAGGGAAACGAGACGACCUCCCAAAACACGAGCCCUGGCGCUCAUCGAAACCGAUUAUUGGGGAGGGGUUUGAGCAUUUAGCGUGAGGUCCUGAGCCGAUACUCGUGUAUUUUAAACCGUUAUACCCGUCUGUUCGACUUUAGAAACAGCCGAAUGUGCAAAAAAAAAAAAACUAAUUUUUUGCUGGAAUUUGAUUGUAUGUAAGUAUUCAAAUGUGUACUUUUAAUUAACAGGGCCUAGCUGCAAAACGUUCUGUACAGUGAAGAUGUGUAGCCUCUCGCAUAUCAGAACAUCUUUAAAAUCCUCACAGCGCCUCUACCAGUCUGACUGAGGGGAAAGGUUUUAAACUAAUCUUCCAUGUGGAUGGACCAUUUCUUAGCAGGAAGUAGUCGAGUCUUGAGUGAAUAUUUUUCUAAGCUUCCACAAGCGUAGUUUAGGACAGUGCCUCCCCCUUUCUUUCUUUCCUCUCCCACACCUUAUGUGGACCAACUGCAUUUUUGUCCUUCUUUCAUGCCCACUUUCCCCCUCAGUGAUCCUCACUGUAGAUUCUGAGGUGGAUGAAUUGGAUCGGAUGUGGGUGGGGUUUUUUUUUUUUUUUUUUUUUUAAAUAUAUAUAAAUAUUUUCCCCUCUGCACUCGGAGGAGGAAGGCUUGGUGCGUGACCGUACUCUGGAUGUUGAGGGGGAAAGGGAAACUUUGCUAUUUUGAUUCUCUUGCUAUUUCCUUGGUUGAUCAAGAUGUGCUAAAUAUCUGUACUAUGAGCUUGAUGCAUUAAAGA